This is a messenger RNA of Nannospalax galili (Upper Galilee mountains blind mole rat), 2652 nucleotides long. RefSeq names its product chromosome unknown C1orf127 homolog (gene Ciroz). The record is from RefSeq and is a predicted model, not a curated record. The transcript has 13 exons. NCBI's taxonomy places the organism in Eukaryota, Metazoa, Chordata, Mammalia, Rodentia, Spalacidae. Gene Ontology annotation, biological process: heart development. Bases 118 to 2652 code for a protein of 844 amino acids.
UCAUGAGAGAUUCUUGGCUGGAGGAAAGGGGACAGGCUUAACUUUUACUUACGAGCUAGGAUCAAUUCCUGCCAUUGGAUCAAUUCCUCCAGGGGUGGACAGACUACCGAGCUGAGGAUGUGGGGAUCAACAGCAGUUGUCUGGGCCAUCUGUCUGGCUUGUAUUCAGCCUGCUGUGUUCCCAUGGAUCCUCCCCUUCAGGUCAGACAAGGACAGGCCACGCCCUGCACAAACAGCCCUGUCAGAAAAGGUCGAGUGCUUCUCAGACUACAUGACCCUGCAAAUCCCGAGGAGCCGUGUGCAGGGUCUGAGGCAGUGGCUGUCCAGGAUCCUGCACCUGCCAGGUGCACAGAAGGCCCCCGAUCACCUGGAUGCUCUUCUUGCUAGAUGUGGCUACCUCCUGCAUCCCGCUCGUGAGGGCCACUUCAUCUUCCGAGCUCUGUACUCGGCCUGCUUUGUGAAGAAGGAGAAAGCAAAUUAUAGGUUGGAAAUAAGAAUAUUUCAAAAAGGGGCACAAAGGUGGAAGCAGACUGAGAGCUACAUAAUGAAGUGUCCUGCGAUCACGUCCAGGCUGGGCCAGCAGAGUGUCCGCUGUGACCCCGAAUUCAUUCAGGUCUCCCGGCCCUUGCCCCCGACGAUCGAAGGUGGACAGACCUUGUGGCUGCUGUCCCUUCGAGGGGAGCUGGUGGCUUCUCUGGAGGAUGCCAGCCUGAUGGGAUUGGAUGUGGACAUUGGAGCCACCACAGUCACCAUCCAAAGCUCGAGACAAGACCUUCUUCAGAGGCAGGAGAUGGAGAACACCUGCCUGGAGCUCCUCCCGCUCUGGCUGGUGAGUGGCAUCUACGCAUACUCCUUUGAGGCUGUGUGUCCACCGGUGUCAUCCUGGCCAGGGUCAGAAGUCUUUGUUUACAUUCCCAAGCAGGGAAGGGGUCUGGUCAAAAGAGGGUCCUUCACUGAAGAGACCCUGAGCCCCAGAUCGCUUCAAGUGCACCAGUCCGACACCUUCACGGUGACUGAGGACAGGGAUUUUGUGAUCAUCAGCAUCCCCUCAGCAAUGCUGCUUAAGUUCCAGCCUUGCCAAGAAGGAGAAGCCCCAGGGAUGCAAGCUUUCUACAGGGUAGAUGUAAGCCUGAGCUUUGUGGAGACUAUCUCUCCAGUGCACUGGACGGUGGAGAACUUCUUCCAGUGUGUGGGUUCAAGAGAAGAGUUGCCUGUCUCAACAGCCACACCAAAGACUACUUCAUCACCCCUGUCCCCUGGACAGGAGACUCCUCCAGUAGAAGUGCCAUAUGCUACCUCUUCCCAGGUCCAGGACACACAGCUGGCUGCCCUGGAGGAGCCCUCUCGGGACUUUGUGCACCUGCUUCCUGAAAAGUCCUUCAAGCCAGAGCCAGCACCAUUCCUGAAAACAACAGGACCUGCAGGAGGAAGCCAGGAGUCCACUGCCUGGCUUUUCCUCAGAGCAAUAAAAGAUCAACGUGGUUCCCAGGUUUCCCCAGAGAAAGCAGGCAUACCUCUACCUCUCCAGACUUCAGCCACACUCCCGUUGGAGCCCAUGGGAGCUACCCAGGCUGACCACACACCGUCACAUCCAGUCUUCCUGGCUUCUACUUCAUUGACCACAUAUUUGUCCUCAGAAAUCUCCUCUCCUGGAUGGCCUUCCUGGAGGCCUGAUGGGUCCAAAAUGCUCCUGGAAUCUGGACCAUCUCUGACUCUAACGGAAAGUCCAGGAGCUAUGAGGGCUGAACAGGAUUCUACCCAGUCAUCAAAAAGUCCCUUCCUGCUCACAGCAUUGUCAAGGGAGACUGUGGCUUCAGUGGAGCCCAUCCCUGGGGAGUCUACCCAUAUUAGUGAGGAGUUCCAGCUCUCCAUGAGGCCCUCCAUCAGCAGCCUGGCUGAAGAGGGAGUAGUUUCCCAUCCUGCCCCCAGGAUGUCUCAGGAGAUAUCCCACAUAGUCAAGGCUGAGGGGCCACCGCAGAGUGACUGUGAUCCCUCCAGGAAGGGGGCAAAAGGGUACCUGGACUUGCCAUUCUCAGAACCAAGCCAGGUCAUGAAGGGGCUGGAGCUUAGCACCCAGCUGGGGACGGAUACCACAUUUAUCACCCCAAGAGGGAGGCAGCCAGAGGCCAGUGCCCAUCUGAAUAUCUCAGGACGAGAACCCCCUGAGAUGCACAGGGUGGGCCCAGCUGCUCCCCUGACAGCAUUUCCUAAGAGCCCCCUGCCCUUUGCCUCUAAAAACCUUGCAGCCCCUUGUGAAGAAGAGUUAGACAGGACCCCACACCCAGAGUUAGCACCCACGUGGCCUGAGGGUUGGCAUGAGUGGGAGGCUUCACACACCACCCGCCCUCUACCUUCAUACACCCCAAGGUUUCCAGCUCCUGCAGAAACCACAUUGCCCAGCUUGGGUGAGCCUGGAACCCUCUUCCCUGAUGAUCAGGGGGUCUUGCCCCAGCAGGAACCAUCGGAGUCCAUACUCCCUGGCCCAGAAGUCCAGCUGUGGCCAGGCAUGGUGGCCUGGGCCGGAACCACACUCAGUGCUUCCCUGCGAGGGUGGUGCCUCACUCGCCAGGCCGACCUCCGUGGCUGGAAGUGGGAUUUGAAACGCAGCCAAGAAGAGGAGGCCGGCGGCAACGCCGCCCGGAACGCGAACUAA